ACCAGUGUUGUUGGUUCGCAGGUAAAGGCAUAUUUAUCUUUGCACCGUCUGCGUUUGUGUAGGGCCUCUUUGCUAUCGUCUAGGGAAAGCGUUGACCUUAUUACACUGUUCACAGUUGUGGCCAACUUCAAGAACUGGUUCUUUUAUGAGUUUUACGUUCGCACAGCGAGUUGUACAGUAUUAGCACUCUACAGUAACAGAAGCAUUUGGACAGGUUCCGCGCUUUAUAGGGGAACAUUUACAUCGACGAUAUGGAGAGCCCACCGGGCGAGAAGCAUGUCUUCCAGGCAGCCGAUUACGCCGUCUGUGGCGCAAUGCUGCUGGCCUCUCUCGGCAUCGGCUUAUACUACGGCCUGAGGGGCGGUAGGCAGCGGACAUCGGCCGAGUAUGUCCUGGCCGACCGCAGUAUGACCGUGAUCCCCGUCACUCUCUCCCUGCUGGCCAGCUACUUCUCCGGGGUUUCCCUCCAAGGGAUCCCGUCCGAUGUUUACUUCAGGGGGACCAUGGGCAUGUGGGCGGCCGCUCCGGUGUGUAUCAGUGGCAUCGUCUCGCUGUUCUUCUUCGUGCCGAUGUACUACAACAUGGGGAUCACUUCUGUGUUUGAGUACCUGGAGGUGCGGUUCAACAAGGCUGUGUUGGCAUGCGGAGUAUUCGCCUUUAUAUUUUUCGCGAUUCUGUACAUGGGUUUGGUCACUUUUGCCGCUAGCUUAGCGGCAACAGCAGUCACGGACGUAAGUUAUGCGGUAGCUGUAGUCUGUCUCGUCGGUGUUUGCACAAUCUAUACCGUCAUUGGCGGCAUCAAGGCCGUGCUAUGGACGGACACCCUUCAGAUGCUCAUCAUCAUAGCAACCAUCAUCAUCGUCAUCAUCAAGGGGAGUGUGGAGUUGGGCGGGAUCGAAAACGUCUGGAGAAUCGCCGAAGAAGGGCGACGGAUUCAGUUUCUCAACAUCAGCCCCGAUCCGACUGAAUACUACACCAUUUGGGGACUGGUCAUCGGCCAGUUGGGAACUGCAGCCACGAUUCACAUUAGCAAUCAAUACAUGGUCCAACGCUAUCUAACAUGCAAGAGCGUCACUGUUGCAAAAACGGCUCUGGUGAGCUUCAUCGUGGGAUCAACCAUCUUCACUUUCCUCUGCGUGCUGGGCGGGGUGACCAUCUAUGCUUAUUAUGCAGACUGCGAUCCUAAAAGCCAGGGCCUUAUUGAAGCACAGGACGAGAUCCUGCCGUACUUUAUCACCGAGGUCUUCCGAGGAGCACCAGGCGUGGCUGGCAUCCUGCUUGCCGGUAUAUUCGGAGCAGCACUAAGCACCUUGUCUUCUGUGCUAAACGGCGUGGCUGCCCUACUUGGUGAGCACCUCAUCAAACCGUGCUGGAAGACCCUCAGUGAUGAGAGAUACACGCUGAUCUUGAAGGUCAUUGCAACUGUUUUCGCACUGAUUACAUUCGGAAUGGCCUUCCUGAUGCCGCUGAUAGGUAGCGUCACGCCUACGAUGUUUGUCAUUAGCGGUGCAACGAAUGGCCCCGUCUUGGCCUUGUUUCUCUUGGGGGCGUUCUACCCUAGAUGUGGUGGGAAGGCUGCCUUCUUCUCCUUUGUGGUCGGAACUGGCUUUGGAAUAUGGAUUGGUAUCGGUAACAUCCUGCACGGUGGAUCAGCCAGCGCUGAGCUGCCUCUCUCCACUGAAGAAUGCGUGGAGAUGAACAUGUCAAUGGGAACCAUGGCAACGGAUACCAUGACAACCAAUGAUGGGUUUUGGACUACGGGCGAACCAGUAGAGGACAGUGGACCGUUCUUUGGACCGCUGUAUUCCGUAUCGAGGGUCUGGUACCCUACCAUGACGUGCGUCUUGUCUAUUCUGGUCGGCGUUAUCACCACUCUGAUAUUUGGUGGUAAUGACCAGGGGACUGUGGAAACAAGACUUCACGCGGCGGUGCCUGACUGCUGUUACUGCGCAUGGCCAUACAAGAGGAGGAGGUCGGGUCCUCCUACAAAAGGCGAGGCUUAUGAUCCUGAGGAUAACGAUGUGACAUUUGUGUCGAGCAUCUCCGUGAAGAAGCGUCAGAUGGAACCCCCCGGUUUGUUGGUGGAGGACUAUGACUAUGACACCAAGUUGUAGAAUGAAUUCCCAUCUGAAUAUUUAACAAUGCAUUAUUGACUGCUAUGAUGUAGGAUAAGAUGUUAUUACACCCGAGGGGCGCAUAUAGCACCCGAGGCGAAGCUGAGGGUGCUAUAGCGUCCCGAGGGUGCAUGUUAGCAAUGGCAUAUCCCACAUCACAGCAGUCAACAAUUGUUUUGUUAAAUCGUGCCAAUAACUCAAAAAGAUAACUUGUACUUGUGUAACUUACUGUGAGAAAUCAAAUUAAAUCACUGCGAUGUAACUUUUGAAAACUGAAGGUUUUGAUAUUCUGCCACUGAGCGUUUGAUGACGUGGUUCUCAUGGCGCAAAGCUAGCGCACCGCGGCUGGUUCACGUCACACGCGCAAACGAACGCAGUGCCGCGGCGAUAUCCCUGAGUGUGUGUGACAUGUGUUUUUAUAAACCAGACACGUGGCCGUACUUGACCAAUGAAAUGACAGUAUCCAUCGCAAGCGCACGAUAUAACAGUAAUGGUUUUAUAAGAUUUGGGGCUUUGCGGUAACACUAUGUGGUAAUAACUACUGCUCAGUAGAUAUUUUUGUUCUGAGAAGAACUUGUCCUGCUUAUUAUCAACUUUCGCAAAGUAUUUUUAGUUCUGAUAAGAACAGUCCUGCCUUAAGUAUCCAUUGCAAGCACACGAUAUAACAGUAAUGGUUUUAUAAGAUUUUAAGCUCUGCAUGGUAGAGUAUCAGUAUCGUUUCGGUUUGCGGUAACACCAUGUGGUAAUAACUACUGCUCAUUAGAUUUUUAUUUCUGCUUGUCCUGCUUAUUAUCAACUUUCGCAAAGUAUUUUAGUUCUGAUAAGAACAGUCCUGCUUUUAGUUCUAAAAG
Molecule: messenger RNA, 2965 nt
Organism: Patiria miniata (bat star)
Lineage: Eukaryota; Metazoa; Echinodermata; Asteroidea; Valvatida; Asterinidae
Product: sodium-coupled monocarboxylate transporter 1-like
Exons: 15
Coding region: 252-2114 (620 amino acids)
Biological process (GO): transmembrane transport; sodium ion transport
Cellular component (GO): membrane
Molecular function (GO): symporter activity
Source: RefSeq, a predicted model, not a curated record